Cladocopium goreaui is the source of this 5304-nucleotide messenger RNA. The record is from the annotation of a GenBank genome assembly. NCBI's taxonomy places the organism in Eukaryota, Dinophyceae, Suessiales, Symbiodiniaceae.
AUGUCAAGUGUCUGCAACUUGCAGGGCGAGAGCGCUUGCACGCCGAAAGGAAUUCCCAACGCAUACGGCACAAAAAAUCAAUUGAGCAGCGUGCGGGACAGCUACCUUUUCGAAUUUGGUAGCGGAGCCCUGGUGCCCCACUCUUUUUCGUACCCCAUUUGUGCCUACGCCAUAGCAUUUUGCACCACGAACCUUACCUUCUGGCACUUUGGCCUUGUGCGGCCCACGACAUCGAGCACUACGAGCACCACGACCUUUUGCACGCUGAUCUACCUGUUCGGCACUUGCUUGCCUUGCUGGAGCGCCUGCGACUUGCAGAACUACCUGGAGGUGAUCCUGUUUGUCUCUGAGGGUUACCAUUGCUUGCAGCUGGCCUUAGCCCUAUCUGCUGUUCUACCUGGACACUGUGCGGACCAAGGAGAAGCACUUCCCAAGCCUGGACUUUGUGCGGAACAAGGAGGAGCACUUCCUGGACUUGCAGCAGAACAAGAUCUGAUGGCGACCAGUUCGACUUCGAGCAGUGGCAUUCCCUUAGAUGAAUAUCGACGGGACGUGCCUCCCGGAUGGGAGCCGGGACAACCAAGGUAUUCUCUCAAACAAUACCUGGAGAGAAUCAAGAUGUGGUAUAGGCUCUACGAUGGGCCUGACGAGAAUGUGGGGCCAUUGAUGGCCGGAAGACUCCGUGGUCGUGCGCAAAGCAUCGCCAUGUCGCUACGACCACCUGACCCCACAGGCCAUGUGGAUGUGGGAGAUGCAGCUUUAGUACGGCUAGCAGUAGACGAGGUCCAUGAUCCAACCACUGGAGCCCUACUACAAGCUGCCAUCCCUUCAGGAGUCCAAGCACUACUCCAAGCCCUCAAGUCGGCGUUCGCCGAGGCGGAGCAGCUCCAAGCAACUCGAGCCCUUGAGCAGGUCUUCGAGUUCAAGAGAGGCAAACUCCCCAUACCGGAGUGGUCAGUGCAGUGGGAGCUCAACUAUGAAGAAGCACCCCCUCAUGCAGGACUUGAAGUCAACCCAGUAGCCAAAACGUACUUCUACCUGAAGAGCAGCCAAUUGGGACAGAAAACCAUCGACGACCUCUUGCUGCAAGCUCACGCCGGUAUGCGGCGAUUCGAGGAGAUCCGCACCUUGCUCCUCAGAAUGGCCCAUCGCCAUUCUGAGCAACCUGGAGUUCUUUAUGAAGAAGCUGGACAACAGGCCUACUAUGGAGAUGAUGUGGAGUCCACUUCAUGGAGCAACGUGACGGAUCCUCGACAUGAUGACCGUGGCAAGAAGAUGACCUAUAUGCCUGGCACGAGGAUUGGUACGAUGAUGGCUCUGGCUACUUCGACGACUACCAGUACGACCAGAACGACUGGCCGGAGCAGUGGUAUGAAGCUGGAUACGAAGAUGAAGUACCUGCUGAACAAGGAGAUGGACCCAUUGCAGAUGCCGACAACAACGAUGAAAACUUCUACAAAGGAAAAGGUAAAACUAGAUCCAGUUCGAUGGGACUUGCAUGUUCGACCUGACGCUCCAAAGAAUGUCAUGACGGAGACUCUCAGCCCUAAGACCAAGACCAUGACCAAUGUCAUCAAGCUGGAUUCACCGCAGAAGGAGGAGCUGUUGACUGGCAAGAAAGUUCGCUUUGAGGACAAGACCAUCAAUGCCGAGACUGAGGAGAAAGUUGCAAAGACGCUGAACUUCCCAGAGUUCGACGCCAACAACUACGACUUGUACCAUGUGGUCAGAGGCAAGCGAGUGUGCGGCCUUCUGGUUGGUCCUGGAGCAGCCAGCGGUCUGUGUGGAACGGAAACUCUACGAGAGAUGAUGGAAUCCAUCCCUCAGGACAACCUCCACAAGAUCACAUGGGGACCCUCUACAACAUCAGUCGCCGGCAUUUCUGGCCAGAGCGAUUCAACUCUUGCACGAGUCAGCCUUCCAAUCGACAUCAACAACAACGAGCCUGCCAGCUACACUGCUGAUCUCAUCGGUGGACAAGGCUCACUUUGCCCUGCACUUCUUCCCAACGUUUCUCUUCGACAAAUGCGCUCUGCAGUCUUCACCGAGUGGUUCGAGAAUGGUGAUGGCAUGAUGGUGUGCUCACCAGGUGGCCAACGACUGGAUGAUCCUGAAGCUCAUCUCUCAGUCAUGAGGAUUCUCCUCACAGAGAGCGGCCAUUACAUCAUCCCCAUCAACCAGCAGAGCGACUGCGACAUCAGCGAGGAGGACAAGGCCAAGAUCAGGCAGAUGUUUCAAAGAAGUUCCAAACCCUACCAAGGGACUUCACAAGAGCAGACUGGAAACAAUCUCCACGACUCUGAUGACCAUCUCAACUGCGACAAGAACCAGAUUCAGUGCAACAACAAGGACAAGCUGCAGUUCAAGACAGAUGAUGAGAAAACUGGCAACGAGAUCCACGAUGGACUUCGAAUGGAUCCAGUCUCCAAUGGACUUUGCGAUGGACUUCGAGGAGACCAGAAGCAAGUUGCCAGCGAGGAGCAGCCGGUCCAGGUCCUUUUGGAAAAGAAUUACAACCUCGACUACGAUGAGUCCUCACAGGACUACACUGGAGACAUCUUUCCUGGACACUUGGAAGAUGGAAAACUCCGUUACCUGCAGAAGAUGUACAAGGCGAUCCCAGAGGAGUACUACACCAAGACAAGGAAAACUCCAGUCACACCCAACAACGCCAGAUCUUGGGCCAAGAAGAACAAGGGCAAAAAAUUCCAUCUGUGGGAAUGGUGUUCUGGCUCUGGACGACUUUCUCUACUAGCACUUCUCUCUGGGCUUUGCGUACUCUUUCCCAUUGACUACCGGUACGGCUGGGAUCUUGGAUUGCCUGAACAUCAAAGGAUCAUCCAUGAUGUGGAGCAAGAUCUUGGCGGCGAUCCUGACGUGCUGUUUUACAGCCCUGCCUGUCGUCCCUGGUCAAUAUCUUCGACAAAGAGAGACUUGGACCAGACUCAACGAGAACGAGCUGCUGAGAUGCCCACUGUGGACUACAUCAAGAAGAAGUACAAGAAGAGAGCGAAGGAGAAAAGAGGCAAUAUCCUCGAGCAGCCCUGGGCCAGUGCUCUUUGGAGUCAACUUGAAGACCUACCAGGUGAACGAUUCAGGACAGACCAAUGCCGCUAUCGAGCUCAAGAUGAAGAAGGCAAUCCCAUACUCAAGCCCACAGGAUUCCAGUCGGACUUCCACCUUCGACACUGCAUCUCCAGAUGCAAUGGCCAUCACGGCCGAAAACAUGGAUGGCUUCAAGGAGCAGUUGCUGGGAUGAACCGCACGACGAUGGCGGCAGUGUACCUUGAACCUCUUUGCAAAGCCAUCAUCCGAGAUGUGAAGCAGUACCUCUCCUACAAGGACAUGGUGGAAGACUACUACAAGUGCCAGCGAUGUGCAAUGGGACGAGCUGCAACUGCAGACAUGGAACAUUCGUUCCUUCCUGGAGAAUGCCGUCACGGCAAAUGGCCAGAAGGAGAAGGACCCAAAGAACGCAAACGACUGGAGAGAGAGCAGCAGGAGCAGGACAACAUCUUUGAGAACUUCCGCAAGGAGUCGCUGAAGAAUCCCAAGGUCAUGCAAGGGAAACUCUCAGUUCAUCCAAGCAUCUCUUUCGACAGCGAGCAGAUUGCAGUGCUCAAGAUGUGCCUCAUCAAGCUCCUAUCAGCUGCCGUGGACGAGUUCGACAAGAUGGAGAAGAAGAAGGACGACCAGAACUACGUGCACUGGCUUGAAGAUCCAACUGCACUUGGAUGGACCCAACGAAUCUUCAAGGACUACAUGAAGGUGCAAGGCAUGAUGGCCUGCCUUCAACCUUGGAGCACUCCUACACCAGCUCCCCAUCUUGCAGUCGAACAAACUCCACUACGUUUGCGACUUCGUGGCUCCAUUUCCAGCUGGAAGAUUGGACAAGUUGAAGAUCUUCGCACUUUAUCUCUGAGCCAAUGGCAUGAACCUCUGGAACUUGAUGAAGAUUGGCUCGUGGCCAUCUUUGGUGCAGAUGUUGAAGAAGCAGCCACAUCCUCUUCCUCUGACAUCAAGGCCAUCAAAGACAAAGAUGCAGAUGAUGAACCUGACGGUGAACUUGUACCACUACCACAACCUGAACUUGAAGAAGAAACUGCCGACGGUCCAGCUCAACAUCCUGGGUCGUUACGACCGAUCUUCGAUUUUAGACGGGUCUUUUCACGUCUACCUCGACUUGCUGGCACAGAUGACGUCACAGCCAAGAGAUUGAUCUUGGGCCUACACGAAAGACUUUGGCAUGCAGGAACUCAAGACGUCAAAACGAUUUUGAUUCGCUGUGGCAUGCCUCACGCAGUCUGGCGUCUGACUGGCGAUGCUGUGUCUUCAUGCAGGAUUUGCCGCAAGUUCUCAAUAGCUGGACGUCGACCCCAGUACAAAGGCACCAACCUCAGCAUGUCCUUCAACGAGGUCAUCCAAGCUGAUCUCUACAGCUAUGAUGGCAAGACCUACCUCCUGGUCAUCGACGAGGCCACGCGCUACAAGGUGGCAACUUUGUGCGAAAGCCGUGAGCUGAAGCACAUCCUUGGAGCGCUCAUGCGAUGCUGGAUUCGCUACUUUGGCCCACCAAGAACUUUGGUGUCCGACCAGGAGACAUCCUUGAUGACUGUUCAUGCUGGAGUUGAACUACGAAGACUUGGCAUUGCACGCCGACCUGGUGGAACCACGUCCAAAACUCAGGGACAGCAACACACAGCCACAGGACUUGUCGAGAAGCACAUCGACUUGACGAAGCUCACCAUGGCCAAGAUUCAAGCAGAAGCUUCGAGAUGGGGUCUUGAAAUUGAAGGCGAGGAGCUGGCUUGUGAGGCUUGCAUGGCUGCCAACACCACGUUCAAUGUAGGAGGUUAUUCACCAGUGACCAUGUUGUUUGGUGUUCUCCCUCGUGGCUACUUGGAACCUGAAGAACCUCUUCAAGGAGAUGACCUCACUCCAGAUGAGUCAGCCUUCGAAAGGUCUCUACGACUUCGACAAGUGGCACUACAAGCCAGCCAAGCUGCCAUCCUGGAAUCCAGGAUUUCUCGGGCCAACAGGUCCAGACCCCAACGACUGCCUGUGGAAGACUUCGUUCCUGGGACCACCAAGGUGGAGAUUUUCAGAGAUGAUGGUGGAGGAUAUGGUUGGAGAGGGCCUGCAACAGUCCUCAAAAUUGACGAAGCUGCUGGAACGUCAAUCGUGGAAUUUCAAGGACGGCCCUAUCUGGUUGGACUACGACACUUACGACCCCUUCGAGAAAGCUACGUGCAGUUCCUGAACGUACUACUUCAACUGAAGCAGAACAAGCUCUUCGACGGAUGA